AUUGUACCGUCCCUACAAUUUUUUAAUGCAUUGCGAAAUGGAGAAAUGCAAUAGAAAGGAAAAAAGUAAACGAGAAUGGGCGAUGGCGCGCUAAAAACCUGAAAACUGCACUGUUUCCCAAUGCACUCUGACUUUCUGGUCAUACAUUUUUAAAGCAUUCCACCAUCUUUCCUUCCAGCGUGCUGAGGGGACGGGUUGCAGAAAUGGCGGAUCCACAGAGAAAAUGGGUGAGCGACGAUGUGUUAACAUACACAUAUCUUCUCCUUUACAUUGCACUCUCUAGUGGCCAGAUCUUCUUCAAUAAGUGGGUUUUGUCUUCAAAAGAAAUAAACUUUCCCUAUCCCCUUGGAUUGACUUUGCUUCACAUGAUCUUCUCCUCAGUUCUAUGUUUUGUGGUUACCAAGGUUCUCAAGAUAAUGAAGGUUGAGGAAGGGAUGACUCUAGAUAUAUACCUUAGUUCGGUCAUACCAAUUGGUGCAAUGUUUGCAAUGACACUUUGGCUUGGAAACACUGCCUACCUCUACAUUUCUGUUUCGUUUGCUCAGAUGUUGAAGGCAAUCAUGCCAGUAGCAGUUUUCAUUCUGGGAGUUGCUGCAGGACUCGAAAUGAUGAGCUGCAGGAUGCUUCUCAUAAUGUCAGUAAUCAGUUUCGGUGUACUUGUGGCUUCUUAUGGGGAAAUAGAUAUCAACUGGGUAGGUGUCGUCUAUCAAAUGGGAGGUGUUGUUGGCGAAGCUUUGAGGCUUAUAUUUAUGGAGAUUCUGGUGAAGCGAAAAGGCCUGAAGCUCAAUCCCAUAUCUGUCAUGUACUAUGUUAGCCCAUGCAGUGCUCUUUGUCUUUUAGUUCCAUGGAUCUUUUUGGAGAAACCUAAGAUGGAUGAACAGAGGUCAUGGAGCUUUCAACCUCUUAUUCUAACCCUAAAUUCUCUAUGUACCUUUGCCCUGAAUCUGUCAGUUUUUCUGGUGAUUCAACAUACAAGUGCCCUGACAAUUCGUGUUGCUGGAGUCGUCAAAGAUUGGGUGGUUGUUCUUCUAUCCGCACUACUUUUUGCUGAUACGAAAUUGACACUGAUUAAUCUUUUUGGUUAUGCUAUUGCUAUUGCAGGUGUAGCUGCAUAUAAUAAUCACAAGCUAAAAAAUGGAACUCCCCAAGCAAGUUCAGACAAGUCUGAACCCACUCAAUCUGUACCUUUAAUACAAUCUUCAGAUUCUAACAAGUAGAAAUAUGUGAACAACAGCCUCACAAUUUACUCUGAGGUCUUGCAUGUAAAUGAUGGGAAUUGUUCAAGUUCUUGUAUGCUCUUUUUUGGGGACGGGAAAUGAUGCAUUAUAUGACAUAUUGGCUCGAGAUUUUGCUUUAUGAGAAGCCAUAGUGAAACACAGUGAUAUUCGAAAGCAUGCCUGUGGAUGCAACCUUUUCUAAUUGCUGCUGCUGCUGCUUUUGAAUUUGGAGGAUUUUUGUGUUGCAUGUGAAUUGUGAUGAUUAGAAACAAAAAAUAUUAUACUUGUAUGACAUAGAGCGUACGGACCUUGUUCUGCCCGGGAAAAAAAGGCAGGACAGACAUCAAAACAUGCUGACGGUUUAGACACCACAAUGUAUUCAUUUUGAAUUUCAGCACUUUUUUGGAUGAAAGGCUGUUGGUGCAAUUAAGUUCUAUUCUUUUUCUGUAUUGUAUUCUUCUCUGUAAAUCAGAAUAUAAGGCGAAGUUUUCAAUGCCUAAGUGGGAUAUUUCCAAAUGAAAAAACUUCUAUAAACAAAUUGUGAGUUCCUGUUGAUAAAAUGAGAUUUGCAGAAUUGCGUUGCUUGUCUACUGAUAAGUGGAAGAUCCCGUGAACCUGGCUGUAUCCACCAGUUGUUAUGGAAGUUCUUGACACAAAGGACUCUGAAGGGUUGACAGGUGUUGAAUAAGUGAAGAUAUGCAGCUCAGGUUGUUCAUAAACACAGGAUUUGCUUGAUAUUUUCUAUUGAGUUUUAUGUGAUAUCAAAUCCUGCACUCUUCUGACA
Messenger RNA from Capsicum annuum, 2001 nucleotides. Its product is annotated as probable sugar phosphate/phosphate translocator At3g14410. Gene Ontology annotation, cellular component: endosome; trans-Golgi network; Golgi apparatus. Bases 204 to 1217 code for a protein of 337 amino acids. The transcript is spliced from 7 exons. The record is from RefSeq and is a predicted model, not a curated record. Gene Ontology annotation, molecular function: antiporter activity. Lineage: Eukaryota; Viridiplantae; Streptophyta; Magnoliopsida; Solanales; Solanaceae.